Messenger RNA from Hydra vulgaris (swiftwater hydra), 828 nucleotides. NCBI's taxonomy places the organism in Eukaryota, Metazoa, Cnidaria, Hydrozoa, Anthoathecata, Hydridae. The record is from RefSeq and is a predicted model, not a curated record.
AUGAAGUCAGGCUUGAAAGUUCAUCUCCAAAAUGUUAUUAAACAAGUUGCGAAUAUGGUACAAGUUCAUUUUAUGGUAGAAUCUCGAAACAAAGAGGCUGAGAUGGUGAGGGAUUUUAUAUCAAUAUUUUCUGUAAUUCAGCAUGAUCUUUUCGGAGAUGCUUUAUACCAACUUCACCAAAAAAGAAACAAAUCGACUCGAAAACCAGCAAAUUUACCUCAUAAUCAAGCAUUAAAAUUAUUACAAAACUACUUAAGUGAGGUAGUAGACAGUAGUUUUUUUUCCUUAAAAUUUCCAAGUUCUGUGUUUGUGGAUGAAGGAAAAAGAAAUAAGCUAGUUCCUGUGUUUAUUCCUCCAGAUCUUGUAUCUGCAAUUGAAUUUGUAAGCUCAGAAGCAGCAAGAAAGGAUUCUAGAAUAGCUCCUGAAAAUCAAUACUUAUUUCCAUCUACAAUUGGGAGUGAUAAUCAUAUUUCUGGCUGGCAUGUGUUAGUUUCUUGUUGCAAAAAAGCUAAUGUUGAUGGAAGGCUAACUGGCACUAUGAACAGACAUAGAGUUUCAUCUCUAAUUGGAGCUCUUGGUUUAUCAGUGUCAAAUCAACAGCUUGUACAUGACCACUUUGGACACAGUGGUGAUGUAAACAAAAACAUAUAUCAAGUGCCCCAAGCAGAACAGCAGUUAAGAACAAUAGGUCAGUUUUUAAGAAACAUUGACCAGGGUCUCUCUGAUUCUUCUAGUUCCAUAAAUAGUGAUUUAAAAAUAAGGAAAUUGUCUACGAUCGCAGAUUUAAAGCCAGAAAAAUCAAGAGAUGCUAAAAGUAAAAUUAUUUAA